Messenger RNA from Anopheles coluzzii, 594 nucleotides. RefSeq names its product MIP18 family protein galla-2 (gene galla-2). Lineage: Eukaryota; Metazoa; Arthropoda; Insecta; Diptera; Culicidae. The record is from RefSeq and is a predicted model, not a curated record. The coding region runs from base 93 to 563 and encodes 156 amino acids. The transcript is spliced from 2 exons. Gene Ontology annotation, cellular component: cytosolic [4Fe-4S] assembly targeting complex. Gene Ontology annotation, biological process: iron-sulfur cluster assembly.
GUUCGCUGAAUCGGGAAGAAAAACAAUAGCGCAGUAAAUAUCGGCAACUUUACCUCGGGACAGGCAGAAACUGCACUGUAAAUAAAACAAAAAUGACCGAGCUGGAGAAUGUAAAUCCAAAUGUGUACAAAAAGAGUGAAGAUCGAAAGCUCACGAAAGAGGACGAGGACGAGGAUGUGGUGGAUCCGUUCGAUGAGCGGGAAAUCUUCGACAUAAUCCGCAACAUCAACGAUCCGGAACAUCCUCUCACACUGGAAGAACUGCACGUCCUGGAGCAGAGUCUCAUCACGGUGGAUAAUGAGAAGAACAUCGUCAACAUCCUCUUCACACCGACCAUCCCACACUGCAGCAUGGCAACGCUGAUCGGUCUCUCGAUACGGGUGAAGCUUCUCCGGGCGCUGCCUCCGCGCUUCAAGGUGUCGGUAGAGAUCAACCCCGGCACGCACGCAUCCGAGCACGCGGUGAACAAGCAGCUGACCGACAAGGAACGUGUGGCGGCCGCACUGGAAAACACGCACCUGAUGGAGGUUAUCAAUCAGUGUAUCGGAACGCCGUUGAAAUAAACCGAACCGAGGGCCCUGUUCCUCCAAGGAA